GCCUUUUUCUCAGGCUACAAAGCCUUGUGUUGCACCUUGUUCGGGAGGUAAUCGUCACAUCGGGAUUACGCACCUUUGACCUCUAGCACUGUCAACAGUAAGCGGCUCACUGAGAUAGGCUACCAGCGACCAAAUCCACCAGCAGCAACCGGUUUGUCACAUGACUGCUAUGCAGCUCAGUCUGGCUGUGUGUGUGAGAGAGAGCCUGUUCAGCUUUUAUUUCCGUGUUCGCAGAGGGAUCGCUGUGCCGAGUGACUUUCCGUGGAUCCUGAGUGUUUGCUUUCUUCCACGCCGCGAAUCUGCGUCGCCGUGCGGGGAUCUGCCAGGGAGACGGGAAGAGGGGGGUGCGUGUGGGGUGGGGUGGCAUUCACGCAAUUGCAUUGCCUGGACCCACGCCGCAGCAGGACCAUGCUCACGCGGGUGAAGUCGGCGGUAGCCAAUUUCAUGGGAGGUAUGAUGGCCGGUGGCUCCAACGGAGACCAUCCCAGCGGCUCGGAUCUGCCGCUGAAAUUCCCGUACACCCGACCGGACUUCCUGGGACUGUCGCCAGACGAGAUCGAGUGUUCGGCGGAUCACAUCGCAAGACCGAUCCUCAUCCUGAAGGAGACCAAGCGGCUGCCGUGGUCCACCGGCUACGCAGAGGUAAUCAAUGCAGGGAAAAGCACAUUAAAUGAAGAUCAGGCUUGCUGUGAGGUCCUGGUUGUUAAAGGGAGACCUGCAGGAAGCCUCGCGCCUAACCGAACCCCCACGACCCGCAGGAGAUCGUCCCUGCCUAAUGGUGAGAGUCUGGGCCUCCGGGAGAACCUGCUCACCAGUACUUUACUCAGGCCCAGCCGGAGCCUACAGCAAACUCAUGACAACUCUGAAGACCUAACUUUACACUACUGGGCAUUGUUCGAUGGCCACGCUGGCUCCGGGGCAGCUGUAAUGGCCUCUCGUCUUCUCCACCACCACAUUGCCCUGCACCUACAGGAAGUGAUGGAGAUCCUCUGUACUCCUAACCUUGUGCCGCCCACGUGCCUGGGUGAGGAACCUAUCAAUCACCACCUCACCCCUUCAUCUCAGCGUGUCCUUACAAGGGCUGCAUCGCUCCGGGGUGCCGCAGGGGCUCCGGGUUCCCCCAGUACCCCACCGACCCGCUUCUUCACAGAGAAGAAGGUGUCGCAGGAGAGCCUGGUGAUUGGAGCCAUCGAGAACGCCUUCAAAGACAUGGAUUCACAGAUAGAAAAGGAGAAGGCGGUCUACAACAUCUCAGGUGGCUGCACAGCGCUGGUGGUCGUCUAUUUACUCGGCAACCUCUAUGUGGGGAAUGCCGGGGACAGCAGAGCUAUCAUUAUCCGGUCUGGGGAAGUCAUUCCCAUGUCAGCAGAGUUCACACCAGAGUCAGAGAGGCAGCGACUGCAGUUCUUGGCCUAUAUGCAGCCCCACUUAUUAGGGAAUGAGUUUACACAUCUGGAAUUCCCAAGGAGAGUGCAGAGGAAGGAGGUGGGGAAGAGGAUGCUGUAUCGUGACUUCACCAUGUCAGGAUGGGCAUAUAAAACCAUAGAGGAAGAUGACCUAAAGUUUCCCCUGAUCUACGGUGAAGGGAAGAAGGCUCGCGUACUGGCAACCAUCGGGGUCACGAGAGGCCUCGGAGACCACAGUCUCAAAGUGCACGACUCCAACAUUUACAUUAAGCCCUUCCUGUCCUGCUGCCCAGAGGUCAGAGUUUAUCCUUUAGCGCAGUGUGAGCAUGGAGCCGAUGACGUUCUGGUGCUGGGAACUGACGGACUGUGGGACGUCCUCUCCAACCAGGAAGUGGCUGAAUCGGUCGGCUGUUUCCUGGCAAACUGCGACCCUGACGAUCAGCACAGGUACACAAUGGCAGCUCAAGACCUCAUAAUGAGAGCGAGGGGGGUGCUGAAGGAUCGAGGCUGGAGGAUAGCCAACGACAGAUUAGGCUCCGGAGAUGACAUCUCUGUCUACAUCAUUCCCCUCAUGUAUGGAAACAAGCAGAACUAGCCAAGCUACGAAACCGCAGCCAUCGCUGAAACACAACCCUGCCUUGACCUUUUAAACUUCACAUGUGCAGUUUUACCUCAUUCCUUGUUCUCCUUUUAAAAGUGCUUUUGUUUCUGCUCAGAUCAAAACCUGAUCUCAGUUUCACCCUGAUUAUCCUCAAUCAGGGUGAUCUCUCUCUCUCUCUCCCUUUUUUUAAAUAUUGAAAAGGAAACAAUCAUAAGAGGAGCUGUUAAUGAUUACUGUUAAUAUUGUUUUUUAAUUCUCGUGGAAGCCAUCCUUAGCUGUGUUUCGGGGGGCAAACCCUGUAAACCUGGACUCUCGAAUGAGAUGAUGACAUCUCAGGACUGCUGUUACUAACUAAUGCACAAUAUUUAAUAAUGUGAAAAUGUAAAUAAUCUGAAACACAAGACAUUGGUUAAGUGUGUUUGGCUGAACACCUGUACAGUGUUUAACCCCCCCCCCCCCCCCAAAACCUAAAGACUGCUGUAAAUAUGAAUCAUUCCAGCUCUGUUCCAUGCACGCUUUUAACUUAGCCAGACUCAGCCAUUCACUUUUCCACAUCUCCCAGUGAAAUGGGUGGGAAAAAUGGGUUUCCUUCUGCUGACUUUCGGCUGUUACUUCUAAUACUGCAGUUGCCAUUUUUUUGCUCAUUUGUACCAUUGCGAUACUGCGUUUGCUAUUAAGGAGAGAUUUUUUUUUUUAAUGAAGACUACACUACCAGGUGGAGUGACACUUAAAAGAUUUUGGCCCAAUACAUUUCACGCUCCUUAUUUCUUUACUAUUGUAUUUAUUUGAACAUCAGUUGAGAUCUACAAAGGAAAACAAACAUGUUUGAGACAUGUUCCUCCUUAAGCUGUCGUUCACCUGCUGCAUGUGCCAUCAUUAAGCUACGUAGUCAUCCUUUACAGCAGGGGCAUCAAAUAUAAGGCUCUGGGGCCAGAAUCGGCCUGGCAAAGACUCAAUCUGGCCCACUGGAUGGCUUUGGGAUAUGUGAAAGAGGACAUAGCAUUUCCCCUUAUGAAGAUCUCCCUUAUUGCCAAUUAUAAGACACCGGUAAUAAUGUAACAGAUAAACAAAGAUAAAAACAAAAAGGUUCCUGUUUUCUCACUCAACUUUUUUUUUUAAAUGAGUAAAAAUAAAAAUAAAACAAGACAUUUUCUAUGAAUUAACAAAAACCUUCAGUUUUGUAAUUACAAGAGCACGGGGGGUAAUGAGCCACCAGAUGCUUUUUCUGUAAUUUUUACACAUUUAUUUAUUUGCACUGACCGAUUUCUCUCAUUUCCACCAGCAAGAGUUCUUUAUCAUGUAGAAAAAUUUAAAAUUGCACUUCUUUUUCUUAUAGUAAUUGGGAUUAAAUGUGUAGUCAAAUGUCUUUACACUGACAGGAGAGGAGUAUCGCUGGUUCAGACCAACUUAACAUCAAAGUGGGCCGCAUGUGGCCCAUGAUGUAAAAGGAGUUUGACAUCCCUGCUUUACCUCAUAGAACCUUUUCUCAGAUUUAUUGUUCUCAUUUAAAAAAAAAAAAAAUCAAAAUGUAUAAAUAACAGGUACCUGUAACGACGCUGAUGUUACAGAUGUCCCUCAGAGCAUAAAUCUGACCCGUCAUUGCUAAACUUGUGUGUCUGAGCAGUCAACACAGUUCUUACGUUAAGGAGUGGGUUUCCAUAUUUUAUUUCAAAUUGUACUUUUUUUUUUAUUUUGAAGGUGAAAAUGGUGAAACUGAGUAAAUUUAUUUAAAUGUAAAAAUGUAAAUAACCUUUUCCAGCAGACAAACUCUCCCUUCCUUUUACUGUAAGUCACGCAUAUCUUACCGAAACCAAAACGCACAUGAUUUGUACUGUUUUAGAACCCCAUAGGAACAAUAAAAAAAUAAAUGUUAAAAAGUUCAUUUUUCUGCUCUAUUAAAGUAGUGAAUCAACAUUUGUCACAAUUCUCUGCUGCCUCAGUGAUUUAAAAAAUAAAUAAAUGGUGUUGAUUGAUCCUGGCUCUGGGAUGCACUUGGCAGACAGCUCAGAGUAUUGGGAAAAGUAGUGGCCUGGCCUCUUUGGUAACUGUAUCAGAUGAACUUUAUGAAAGAAAAGAUUUUUUUUUAAAAACGUGGUGAUCUGAUAUAGCGCUGAUGUAAAUGACUCAUCAGAUACGAUCGAAUACUGGAUAUAACUGAUUCUGCAUCAAACAACAAAUUUUCUUGGAACUUAGACUUUAAUGGAGACAGCAUCUGCACCACAUAAGACCAUCACCGCUCUGACAAACUGUGUCAAGACAGUCCAGAAGCAAAAAUGUGGAGGAAGGGUAUUAGUUCACACGAUAGCCAAACUCAAGGAAGAUUUCAUGGUGGAGGCUGCUGCAAGGGAAGUAAUCUUGACUUUUUGAAAAAUACGUACGUACACGUACUUGAUUGCUUGACCAAAAAAAAGGUACGAAAUGUGGGCCAUUUUUUUUCACCCAAAAAUUCUGUCAAUGCAAGUCAAACAUCUGUGGAGCUAAAAGGAAUAUCUGCAACAUUUUUGCUGAGUCCUUCUCCGGUGAUGUCAUACUGAAUACUUGAAAUACCUGAGAAACCAUGGAUGUAAAUUAAAUUAAC
Messenger RNA from Pelmatolapia mariae (spotted tilapia), 4585 nucleotides. It is a transcript of the gene ppm1h, whose product is annotated as protein phosphatase, Mg2+/Mn2+ dependent, 1H. The record is from RefSeq and is a predicted model, not a curated record. NCBI's taxonomy places the organism in Eukaryota, Metazoa, Chordata, Actinopteri, Cichliformes, Cichlidae. The coding region runs from base 409 to 2001 and encodes 530 amino acids. Gene Ontology annotation, molecular function: protein serine/threonine phosphatase activity. The transcript is spliced from 11 exons. Gene Ontology annotation, biological process: protein dephosphorylation.